Zychaea mexicana is the source of this 797-nucleotide messenger RNA. RefSeq lists its product as uncharacterized. Lineage: Eukaryota; Fungi; Mucoromycota; Mucoromycetes; Mucorales; Lichtheimiaceae. The transcript has 2 exons. The coding region runs from base 162 to 698 and encodes 178 amino acids. The record is from RefSeq and is a predicted model, not a curated record.
CUUCGCCCUUUUUGCGAACACCUUAAUUGUUUGUAGACCAAUUAAAGAACCUGAAGAAGCAGGAAGUAAUUCUGCUACGACCUGUGCAGUUUGACAAGAAUCCGUACGUCCACCCCGUACGUUCGUCCACUUUUUUUUCUGAGCCAAUCCUGCCUACACCAAUGUCCUCCAAUUCAAAUGUUAUGCUUACACAUUUGCAGGCUGCAUGUGUAUUUUAUGGAGAAGACAUAAGCCCAGAGAAUGAGUUACGUAAUGAGGCAGAAAUUGAUGCGUUAGACAAUCUUGAACUCUGUUAUAGCAACAAUCCUCCUAUAGAACCGUUUCUUUUGUCUGCUGGACGAAUUAAAUAUUUUCCUUUUCGUUGUUGUAAAUAUCGUCGUUCCGCAGAAGGUUCCAUAUCAUCCGCAGCCAACCAAGAGAAAGACGUAAUAGAGAUUGAUAAUGAUAGUAAUAGUAAUCAAGUAAUUCAUAACGAGUCUCGAUUGAAAGAAUUCGUUGACAAUGUCUUCUUGACCAUGGAUCCUCUUAAUGAAAAAGUGUAUGAAUGCAUCGAGUUGUCCACAGAGCAAAUAUUUCAGCUAACGAAGCAAUACACCACCUUAUUCCAAGAUAAACAACUUAUAAAGCUUUACUGCUUUUGCCAAGAAAACCAAAGCUCGGUUUUUGAAAGCAAGGAUUUCAAGAAAACGAACCAGUGAACGACAAUAUUAACUUUAGCUCGCAUAAAACUUUAUUAUACUAUGUUUUGGUCAUAUAAUCUGGCAGAAGUAUACGGUUAAAAGUUGAGAAGAUAGGGU